Molecule: messenger RNA, 3129 nt
Organism: Toxotes jaculatrix (banded archerfish)
Lineage: Eukaryota; Metazoa; Chordata; Actinopteri; Toxotidae
Gene: eya4
Product: EYA transcriptional coactivator and phosphatase 4
Exons: 20
Coding region: 379-2301 (640 amino acids)
Biological process (GO): positive regulation of DNA repair; multicellular organism development; negative regulation of extrinsic apoptotic signaling pathway in absence of ligand
Cellular component (GO): nucleus
Molecular function (GO): protein tyrosine phosphatase activity
Source: RefSeq, a predicted model, not a curated record
ACAGCCUGGUGCUCAAACUUGGACUCGGACUGAAAAUAAUGGUGUUUCCCGCACAAGUAAGCGGUCCGGUCUCUGAGACCGAGUGCCUGGACAAGCACUUGAGUUUGUAAAUUUGUUUAAUCGAGUCUGACUAACUCCUCGAGGCUUGAGAUUUUUAUUUUUUAUUUUUUUUUUAGUCUUGCUGGUAAUGGCCAGUAGUGGCUGAAGUGUUUUGAUCCAGUCAGUGACAGCCUGCAAACAGCAGGGAGAGCUGUGCCUCGACCACACUGCAUUUGAUUAUGAGAGCUUCCAAGAAGUGAGGGAAAUCCGGGAGCUGAUUUCUUGCCGGGACGAAAACAAUUUUUACACAGUGUGCGGUGGAUCACAACCAAAGAAGCCAUGGAGGCCUCACAGGACCUCAACGAACAGAUGGUGAAGAAAUCACACAGUGAAUCUCAUGUUCCAGACCCUUCAGACGCCAGGUCUAUGGAAAUGCAGGACCUAGCCAGUCCUCAUAACCGUGUGGGAGGUGGAGAUUCGACAGGCUCCAAGCUAGACAAGAACAACCUUGGCAGCCCUUCCAUCACCACCAAUGGAACUGGAGGUGAAAAUAUGACCGUUCUAAACACGGCUGAUUGGCUGUUGGGCUGCAGCAGCCCGCCCCCUGCCCCAGGCUCCAAGGACUAUGUGAAAACAGAGCCUAUGAACAACAGCGAUACAGUCACUACAACAGGCGACACAGCACUGGACACAUACGCAGGCUCAGUAAUCACCAGCAGCGGGUACAGCCCUCGUUCAGCCCAUCAGUACUCUCCUCCCCUGUACCCUUCAAAGCCCUACCCUCACAUCCUCUCCACGCCUGCAGCCCCUCCCAUGCCGACGUACGCUGGUCAGCCCCAGUUCAGCAGCAUGCAGCAGUCAACCGUCUACACUGCUUACUCCCAGACAGGGCAGGCCUACGGACUGUCCACUUAUGACCUGAUGCUGCCAGGCAUCAAGACAGAGAGCGGUCUGGCCCAGAGUCAGUCUCCUCUGCAGACAGGCCUCAGCUACAGCCCCGGCUUCACCACGCCCCAACCUGGACAGACUGCAUAUUCACCCUAUCAGAUGCCAGGUUCCAGUUUCACUCCUUCAUCAGGCCUCUACGCCACCAACAACUCAGUGUCCAACCCAGCCAACUACACUGCCACACAGCAGGAUUAUCCCUCAUAUACAACAUUUGGCCAAAACCAGUAUGCCCAGUAUUAUUCCGCCUCCACUUACGGGACAUAUAUGACCUCCAACAGCGUGGAUGGCACAGGCUCCACAGCGGCCUACCAGCUGCAAGAUCCCACCCCCGCCAUCACCGGACAGGCUGCUGAACUUCACCCAGGGGACUUUGACACAGUGCAGAGCCCCUCAACACCCAUCAAAGAGCUGGAUGACCGAGCCUGCCGGAGUGGGGGGUCUAAGUCCCGGGGCAGGGGCCGCAAGAACAACCCUUCCCCACCCCCUGAUAGUGACCUGGAGAGGGUAUUUGUGUGGGAUCUGGACGAGACAAUCAUUGUCUUCCAUUCUCUGCUUACUGGCUCCUAUGCACAGAAAUAUGGCAAGGACCCUCCCAUGGCGGUGACACUGGGUCUGAGGAUGGAAGAGAUGAUCUUCAACUUGGCCGACACACACUUAUUCUUUAAUGACCUGGAGGAAUGUGAUCAGGUACAUAUUGAUGAUGUAUCAUCAGAUGACAAUGGCCAGGACUUAAGUACUUACAGUUUUGCAACUGAUGGCUUCCAUGCAGCUGCAACCAGCGCCAACCUGUGCCUGGCUACGGGUGUCCGCGGCGGGGUCGACUGGAUGAGGAAACUGGCCUUCCGCUACCGACGGGUCAAAGAGUUGUAUAGCACGUACAAAAACAAUGUGGGGGGCCUGUUGGGUCCUGCUAAAAGAGACGCCUGGCUGCAGCUCAGAGCAGAGGUCGAGGCUCUGACUGACUCCUGGCUCACCCACGCGCUCAAGUCCCUGUCCAUCAUCAGCUCCAGGAGUAACUGUGUAAAUGUGUUGGUGACCACAACGCAGCUCAUACCAGCGCUGGCUAAAGUUCUCUUAUAUAGUCUGGGAUCUGUUUUCCCUAUCGAGAAUAUUUACAGUGCGACAAAAAUAGGAAAAGAGAGUUGCUUUGAACGCAUAAUGCAAAGGUUUGGCAGGAAAGUAGUGUAUGUUGUAAUUGGGGACGGUGUGGAAGAGGAGCAGGCGGCCAAAAAGCACAACAUGCCUUUCUGGAGGAUAUCCAGUCACUCUGACCUGCUGGCAUUACACCAAGCACUGGAGUUUGAGUACCUGUAACUAUUAUAGCAAUAUGGACUCAAGCAAUGUUACCAUGGACAUGGUCAGCCAGGCAGCCCCCCCCCCCCCCCCCCCUUUUGUAUAACUAUUUAAGAACAAACACAACACACUGCAACUGUUUUUGUGAUUUUUUUUUCCUUUUCGUCUUGUUUUUUUGAACAUCUGGAUUUACAAACUCUGAACGGUCUUAAGAAGAAAAGAAGGGUGAAAGGAAGUAAAGAAAAAGGACAGUGGGGUUAAGAGAUGGCUCAACUAUCCAGCGCAUCCCGGCUCAGCCCCCCCCACCCCUUGUCCCUGAAUCUGGGGACAGACCUUUGUGAAGACCCUGUCCAUGCAGCUGUAGCAGACUGAAGCCCUAUGUAGGCUGAAGACCUCCAGGCCUGGCCUGGGAAGAUGCUUCUUUGGGCAACUCCUUGAUGUUUGGUUUGUUCUGGAGCACCCAGGCUAGUAUCAGGACUAAUGUGGGUCACCUGGGCUAAACUAUCCUCAAACAAUAAGGACUUCUCUAUGCAGGCAGCAUGAUGGGUGCAGGGAUGACAGCUGCUUUAAGUGUUUUCUUCCUGGUGGUAUAAUCCUAACACAACAAUGCAGUCUGUGGCAGAAACUUGUGUAAAUUAUUAACAAUAAACUUAAAGGGCAGUGGUGGAUGUUUUUGUCAAGGAAAGGAAAUUUAAUGUUUUGGGGUCUUGUUUUUUUUUUCCUUUGGAUUUUUGUAUUUUUUUUUUCCUUCUUUUUGAGAAACUGAGGAUGUGCGUCAUGAUGUGUUGUGCCUUAAUGUGUUUGAAUGUCUUUUCUUUAUUUACAAAUGUCUAUGUAUGUAGAUAUAAA